Molecule: messenger RNA, 1949 nt
Organism: Acanthochromis polyacanthus (spiny chromis)
Lineage: Eukaryota; Metazoa; Chordata; Actinopteri; Pomacentridae
Gene: map9
Product: microtubule-associated protein 9
Exons: 11
Coding region: 1-1149 (382 amino acids)
Biological process (GO): mitotic spindle assembly; mitotic cytokinesis; regulation of mitotic cytokinesis
Cellular component (GO): astral microtubule
Molecular function (GO): microtubule binding
Source: RefSeq, a predicted model, not a curated record
AUGCAGAAACUGGAUCUCAGGAUCUCAGCAGGCCCCAGACAUCUUCUGCAUCACUUCCCCUCUCAAGUGGACACAUCCAGCAAUGUUGCUGUCAGGAGCUGCAGCCCAAAGUGGACAGAAGAAGAUCACACAGUUUCUUGCAGCCCCAGCAAAUCCUCUUCAAACAGGAGCGAACACUCACAACUCCUCACCAAGUCCACAGUUGAUUCUGGAUCCAGAGAUGGCUUCAUUUCUGAUGACAGCAAAGAACAGGAGAGAAACUACUCUACAUCAUUUGAAGAAUUUAACGAACACUCAGGAGAUCACUCAGAUGAACUCUCUCAUGUCCCAGAAAAAUCAUUUGACACGAGGACUUCAAGUUCUCAGAGACCUCCAAGUGUGUGUUCUAAGAAAGUGGAAUCGAGGUAUUUGGGGAGUCUCAAAGUUCUGGACUGUAAAAUCUCACCACAGGAGUCUCAGCCGCAAGCAGCAGAUUCACUCAGAGCUGCCGUUUACCAGGAAUGGCUUAAAAAGAAAAAGGAAAAGUCAAAAGAGAACAUGCAAAUAAAGAAGAAGGAGGAAAUUCUGAAGGAGAAAAAGAAAAAGGAGCAAGAGGCGAAAAAGGAAGAUGCUGUGGCAUCCUAUGAAGCCUGGAAAGAAAAGAAAGCAGAGAGUCUCAAAGCAAAAGCUAAAGAACGGCAAGAUAAGAUCAGAAAAGAACAAAGAGCGACUGAAGAGAAAAAUGAAAAAAUACAGUCGGCUCAGCAGGUGUUUGAGAAAUGGAAACGUCAGCGCGAUCGUCUACUCAGAGAGAAGCACAGAAAGCAGAAAGAAGCUGAAAAUAAACUGAGGCUGAAAAAACAGGAAACAGAGGAAGAAAGAAAGAAAGACAGCAACUCUGCUUUUUCUGACUGGUGUGAAAAGAAGAAAGACGUCCUCCACGAAAAACUCACAACAAAAUCCAAAGAAAUCCAAAAUAAAGCAGAGGAGGAACGAUACAUGAAAGAAGAAAGAGAUAAGAUGGCUUUAGAGAUGUAUGAAAACUGGCUGGUAAGAAAAGAUCUGGAGCAGAAGAGACAGAGAGAAGAAAGACGAAUACAAGCAAUACUCAGAGACAGUCCACCUCCACCGUGGAGUCCUCCAAAUCACACCAUACCUUUUAGAAAAUAACAUUCAAAAUGUCACAUAACACCGCUAGAACAUCUGUUGGUGCUUAUGAUUUAAAAUUUUGUACUGUUGAAUUUUAUAUUUCGUAGGAUUUUUUUUAAAAUUUUGUUUUGUGUUUUUGGUCCUUUGGUUAAACCUCACAAUCUUACAAACUGAAAUAGAAAUAGUGGAGUAUUACUGAAUAUGAUUUAAAAAUACAGGUCAUUUUUCACCUGUGUGUUUUCAUGGCUUUUUUAAUUUGUCCUCCAUAACAUUUACUCAGGAUAAAACAAGUUAGGCAGUACCACAAUAAACCAUUUAUAUCUCCCUCUCACUUUGGGAAUGACAAGGACACUUUAAACAAGUUUGUACAGAGAAAAGCAUUUGGGAUUUACAACUUAAACACAGUUGUGCCCCAUUGUCCUCAUGAAUGAGUGCUGUGAAGGCAUUUUUCUGCUGUUCCUAAAUUAAUGGUUAACAGAAUCAUAGUGGUUCAUGUCCCACAAACCCGUUAAAAUCUUACGAUGUGAACUAGAAAUGCACCAUUUCCACUGAUCACUUUAAACUCAGUUAUUUUAUGUUGUUGUUAUGUUAUGUCAUGAUAUGUCAUGUUAUGUCACAUUAUGUUAUGUUAUGUUAUGUUAAUUUUUCUUAUUACGUAAUGUUAAAGUUAUGUUAGUAUGUUUUAUAUUUUUUUGUUACAUAACUUAUGUUUAUUACUUAAUUUUCUAUUUGUUUAGUACAAGAGGGUACUGUAAAAUACCGGAGUCAAAUUCCUUGUAUGUGCUCACAUACUUGGCAAAUAAAAGUGAUUCUGAUUCUGA